Messenger RNA from Marasmius oreades (fairy-ring Marasmius), 300 nucleotides. RefSeq lists its product as uncharacterized. Lineage: Eukaryota; Fungi; Basidiomycota; Agaricomycetes; Agaricales; Marasmiaceae. Bases 1 to 300 code for a protein of 99 amino acids. The transcript has a single exon. The record is from RefSeq and is a predicted model, not a curated record.
AUGCCAUGGGUCCGAGUUUGGAUUAAGGCUGAGGCUGAGGCUGAACAGGUUGGCGAGAAGAAACUGCAGGAAGUUCGGAGACAUGACUGCGGCACGAGUGAUCACAGGCAAAAACCAUUCAUUCCGAGGCGUAGAAACUCGACCGAUCUUGAAGAAUCUUCGCAGUAUAGCCCACCCUUUUCAACAGAGUGUGGGAGGUCUCUGAACGAACUUGGACCACUCGUUGGACUACUGCAAGCAGUAAGAGCCGUAGGGAAGUCGCACUAUAGGCUUGCUUAUCGGUGUGGUUAUGGUCCAUAG